AUGCCCGCGAUCCGACACUCAUCGAAGCGCAAGCCUCCGCCCGAUGGCUUUGAAGAUAUUGAGAAUGACCUGCUCAUUUUCUCCAAUAAGAUGAAGGAUGCCCAGAACAAACCGGCUCCAGCAGGCCCCAGGCAUCAAGCGCAAUGGGAAAUCUUCCAGAUCUCGCAUCAACGCAGUCGAUACGUCUAUGAGUUAUACUACGAGAAGGAAGCGAUCAGCAAGAAGUUAUACGACUUUCUGUUAAAGAACGGAUAUGCGGAUGCUAUGCUGAUUGCGAAAUGGAAGAAACAGGGCUACGAGAAGCUGUGCUGCUUGCGCUGUAUCCAAACAAAGGAGACGAACUUCAACAGUACGUGCAUCUGCCGCGUACCACGAUCCGAGAUGAAGGGCGACGCAGAAAUCGAGUGUGUUAGCUGUGGCUGCAGAGGUUGCGCAUCAAGCGAUUAG
Fusarium sp. VM40 is the source of this 447-nucleotide messenger RNA. The record is from the annotation of a GenBank genome assembly. Lineage: Eukaryota; Fungi; Ascomycota; Sordariomycetes; Hypocreales; Nectriaceae.